GUUAUUUGUUAAAAGAUUUGUUUACAAAAUAACUAUGUUUAAAAGUAAAAAUAAAAUGCACCCACGAAACGUAUUUCGUACACAACCUGAUUAUAUUGCUUUAGCCAUAAAACAUAAAGAUUUUCGUAUGAUUUGCAAAUUGGAACUUAAUGGAAAAGUUAUACCUAAUUAUAAAAAUGAUAAUGCUUUACGUACGUUAACUGAAACAUUAUUGAAGGAAUAUUUUAAUUUAAAAAUUGAAAUUGCACCGGGCAACCUAAUUCCCACUGUACCAUUGCGUCUUAAUUACAUAUUGUGGUUGGAAGAUCUACUAACCAAAAUAAACGUUAAAGAUGUCAAAGGUAUCGAUAUAGGUUGCGGCUCCUCUUGCAUCUACGCUUUACUUGGUGCAAAAAAGAAUUGGCAAAUGACAGCUUUGGAAUCUAAUAGUGUUAAUUUGGAAUAUGCGAAAAAAAAUAUAGAAGCAAACAAUAUGCAACAAUUGAUUAGUUUAUUUGCGCAACCCAACAAAGAUGUAAUUUUUAAAAAUUUCUUUCAAACAUGCCCGGAUGAUAUGAAAUUCCACUUUUCUAUGUGCAAUCCACCAUUUUACAAUUCAUCUUUAUCAAAUCCAUUUAAUGGUACAACUCGUAAGAGUAAAAAACGUCCACCUCCACGUAAUUGCACGACAGGCAAUAUGGAAGAAUUAGCUUGUCCUGGUGGUGAGGUAAAAUUUGUUGAACGUAUCGUAGAAGAAAGUUUGCUGUAUUCAGAACGUAUAAUGAUAUUUAGUUCGAUGCUUGGCCAUAAAAGUAGUGUUAGCCAAGUACAGGAAAUAUUAAAGAAAAUUGAUAUAAAGCAUAUCGCAACAACCGAAUUUCAUCAAGGCAACACAACACGUUGGUGUAUUGCCUGGUCUUUUAGCGAUAAUAUGCUAUAGUAUUACACUAUCGAAUUCAUUAAUAAAAUUUUAAAAUAUAAACAAUGGGAUACGAAAUGAAAUGUAUUGGAAGUAACAGGUUACUCUGAGCUACCAAAACAACUAAGAAGUGAAGUCUGAUUCGUAAUCAGACGAAGAUAAAAAAGCUGGUACUAAUAUUGAGCCAAGAUAAUAAUUUGUUCAUUAUAAUGGAACUGAAUCUGAAGUGGAUGUGCUUGAUGGAUUGGUAGUCAAUACACCAAUGAUCACCAAAAAAAAAUUUUUCUCUAGAUGAAUUAUGGAUUAUUAAUUUUAAUAGUUAUGUAUAUAGCUAUGCAAAUCCUGGUCGACUGCAAGGACUCGGAGUAUACGCGUUUAAAAUGUGACUACUUAACAAAAAUUAUAAAUUAUUUUUCCCAGAAUGGAAAUAAUAUGUAAAUAAGAAU
Molecule: messenger RNA, 1344 nt
Organism: Teleopsis dalmanni
Lineage: Eukaryota; Metazoa; Arthropoda; Insecta; Diptera; Diopsidae
Product: U6 small nuclear RNA (adenine-(43)-N(6))-methyltransferase
Exons: 5
Coding region: 35-919 (294 amino acids)
Biological process (GO): rRNA base methylation
Cellular component (GO): nucleus
Molecular function (GO): 23S rRNA (adenine(1618)-N(6))-methyltransferase activity
Source: RefSeq, a predicted model, not a curated record